AUGCCCACGGGAAAGCUAGCCAAAUGGCAAAUAUUGCUGAGUGAGUUUGAAAUUGUGUAUAUAACUAAAAAGACAAUCAAGGGGCAAGCUUUAGCAGAUUAUUUGGUUGAUGAUGAAUAUGAGCCACUUCAGGCUUAUUUCUCGGAUGAGGAAAUUUUAUUCAUAGGAGAAGACAUUACAAAAAUUUACCCCGGAUGGAGGCUAUUCUUUGAUGGGGCGGUCAACUUUAAAGGUUCAGCAAUCAGAGCAGUUUUGGUGUCAGAAAUGGGUCAACACUAUCCAGUAACUACUAAUUUGCAUUUCCCAUACACCAAUAACAUGGCCAAAUAUGAAGCUUGCAUCUUAGGUCUCAAAUUGACACUUGAUAUGGGCGUUCAUGAAUUGCUAGUCAUCGGGGAUUCAGAUUUACUGAUUCAUCAUGUAUGGGGAGAAUGGGUGGUAAAAAAUUCCAAGAUUACUCCUUAUGUAGAGCUGCAUCCAAAUCAUAGUUACAUUGAUCCUUUGGAAAUAAUCUUGAAGGAGCAACCCGCCCAUUGCGCACACGUUGAAGAGGAUCCUGAUGGAAAGCCAUGGUAUUAUGAUAUCAAAAGGUAUUUAAAUUCUGGAAUAUAUCCUGAAAAGGCCAGUAACAACCAAAAGAAAACAAUCUGGCAUUUGGCGAAGAACUGUUUUCCAAGUGGGGAAAUCCUGUUUAGGAGGACUCCAGAUUUGGGAUUCUUAAGAUGCGUCGACGCUGUGGAAGCCAAUAAAUUGAUAAAAGAAGUACACGCUAGAGUUUGCGGGCUCCACAUGAAUGAGUUUUCCCUUGCUAGAAAGAUCCUGAGUACCGGUUACUUCUGGAUGACUAUGGAAAAUAAUUAUAGUAGGUAUAUGCAGAAGUGUCCAAAAUAUCAGAUACACGGAGAUUUGAUUCGAAUGCCUCCACUUGAGCUUCAUGAGAUGAACUCACCUUGGCCUUUCGUAGCUUGGGGCAUGGAUUUUAUCAGAUCGAUAUAG
Molecule: messenger RNA, 996 nt
Organism: Capsicum annuum
Lineage: Eukaryota; Viridiplantae; Streptophyta; Magnoliopsida; Solanales; Solanaceae
Exons: 2
Coding region: 1-996 (331 amino acids)
Molecular function (GO): RNA-DNA hybrid ribonuclease activity; nucleic acid binding
Source: RefSeq, a predicted model, not a curated record